This is a messenger RNA of Kwoniella shivajii, 3018 nucleotides long. RefSeq lists its product as uncharacterized. NCBI's taxonomy places the organism in Eukaryota, Fungi, Basidiomycota, Tremellomycetes, Tremellales, Cryptococcaceae. Gene Ontology annotation, molecular function: zinc ion binding; DNA-binding transcription factor activity, RNA polymerase II-specific; transcription cis-regulatory region binding. The transcript is spliced from 7 exons. Gene Ontology annotation, cellular component: nucleus. The coding region runs from base 1 to 3018 and encodes 1005 amino acids. Gene Ontology annotation, biological process: DNA-templated transcription; regulation of DNA-templated transcription. The record is from RefSeq and is a predicted model, not a curated record.
AUGGAUCCGAAUAGAUCCUUCUCUGCAUUGGGGCAACAUAAUCCAUCAUCUGAUACCGCAAGCAGUAAUAGACCUAAAUACGAUUAUACAUUACCACCCCUCAAUCGGACCGAAUCGGCUUCCUCUUCCUCUUUGUACAAUCAAUCCGGCUCAACAGUCAACCACUAUACCAUGAAUGACGAACGAUCAGGUAACAAGAAACGAAGUGCGAUGGAGGGUGAUAUCGACAACCGAGGAUUACCAAAACCUAGAGCGAAUUCGUCAUCAUCCGCUCAUGGUCAAGCUAAGAAAGAAUCCGAUAAAAAUGUUGAUGGGGAACCCGGACCCAGAAGGGCGGCACAAGCAUGUUUACGAUGUCGGAAACAGAAACUGAAAUGCAUCGGUGGAUGGCCAUGUAAUAGAUGUACGAAAUCAAAGAAUGUUUGCGAUUUUGGCAGACCUGGAUUAGGAGGACCUGGAGGAACUGGAUCAAGCGUUAAUGACGGCGGUGUAUCGACUGAAGCAAACGCUAGAUUAGAACAAUUGGAAAGCAGUGUUGCCAAUCUGCUGGCUGGUCUCGCAGGUGGUAAUAGCAAUGGUAUGGGUGGAUCGUCAAGCUAUCCGAAUGGUGAACUAUUACAUACUUUCGAUCCCGUCAAAAGAAGAUCAGAAACUCUACAGACUGAAUCGGGCGCACCUUACCCUUCACAAAAUGCAAGUCAAUACGCUCAGAGUAUUCCACCUCCAACGCAUGUGAGACCACUGGAUCCGCCUAGAGUGGGAAUGAAUCCAGUCACAACUCUGCCGAUGAACCAUAACCCCACAACAUCAACCUCACCUGAUGAUCCUGUGAUGUUCCAGAACCAUGUCAGAUUUACUUCUUCGCCGAAUGCAACUUUCGUACCCCAUAACCAAUCGCCUUCAGGUUUUUCCUCAAAUGGUACAGGUCCAAGUCCAGCAAGUGCAAAUGCAGUAGGGAGUGCAGGUAGUGUCAGUGGAGAUUUGCUGAAAGACCCGCUGGUGAAGAAGAGGAAAGGAAAAGGUCAAAAAGCAGAGGAACGGCUAGCAGCUGCGACAGAGGGAGACUUUGCUGAACCUCCUUUCAAGGCUUUGGUAUAUCAACCUUCGGUGUGGGACAAUCGAGAACAAUCGAGGCGAAAUUCUCCGCAGCCAAGUCAACCCCCCAGUCGGGAUGAGAUACCACCUGGAACAUAUGAAAAGAGGUUCAUGAAUGACAGAGAUGAUCCAGUCAAUACGGAGCUGGUUGACGUACAGAUGGCAGAGAUCUUGUUUGCUUUCUUCAUUGACCACUGUCACCCUUUCUUGCCGAUCGUAAAUGUUGCCUUGGAUGAUGCUUUCAACACGAUUCGACAAUCACCCUUCUUGAUCUCAGCAAUUUUAGCAGUUGCUGCACGGUUUUAUAUCAAGUUCACGUCUCGGUCUCCAGGAGCAAUGCCUACGCUUGAUCCGGCCAUUCCUUCACGGCUAGCGAAUCUUGCUGAAGCUCAUCUGAGUAACACCAUUCUCAGAAAGCAACAUGCCUUAUCUGAUGUUCAAGCUGUUCUGUUGUUAUCCGCUUGGGGAUUACAAAGUGGGGGUAGAGGUCCUGAUUCGUGGGUUGUCACUGGACAUGCCGCUAGGAUAGCCAGAAGAUUAGGUGUACAUACGUUACUAGGUCAAGCUGCAGAGAUAGCUAGAUUGACUAGACCAGGUACAUCAGAAUGGGAAAGAUUGGAACAGUUUAUGCCUCAAUGGAGAACUUGGCUAUGUUGGUUUUGCUUCGACGGAUUCCUUUCGUUGGGUUUCGGUCGACCUCAAUCAACUCAAUUUGAGACUGUCGAUGAACAAGGAUUUCUCCAAAUUAGAUUGAAUCAAGCUCUCCCUAGACCGGGAUCCACACCUUCUAUCUCAUUGUAUGGCGAUGUCUAUAUUGCUGGACAGGUACAACUGACUCAAAUUGGAAGAGAUCUGAUCAAUUGGGGUGAAAUGCUGGCUGAUCCAAGAAGCGCGCUAUGGGCCGAUCCAAAAAGAGCAGAUAUGUUUCAUGAUAAGGAACUAAACGUUGGAAAUAUGUUCAAAGAUUUAAAUGCUAGAUUAGAUGAAUGGAGCAGAUUAUGGGUGUGGAGUGGCUCCCCGUAUACUAUGUAUCUCGGAUCGUCGGCACGUAUUGCACGACUUCAAGCGGAUCACAUGCGUUUAUGUCUAAAUUCGUUCGCGUUAAAAUCAGGUCCUGAAGAAGAUGAAUUAGUAGCUCAGUGUCUGAAAAAAGCAUUGAACGCUGCCAUGUCAACCAUUCAAACUCAUCACGAAAGUAGUCAAACAGACCUGGCACUAAGCUUCGCGACUGAUUAUCUCACAAUAACAUUAGCUCAAGCAGCAGUCUUCUUAGUUCGGAUAGCGAAGGCUUCACCCGUGGUACAUUCCAUAGUCAACAUCGAUCUAUCCGUCAUUUCAUAUUACUUGAAAAUGAGUAUAGAUCUGCUUGAGAUUGGGGAACUGAGCGAAACAAAAGUAUCCACUUAUCUAGCUAAGACAAUUAGAGAUAUCGCUAGAGCUGCUGAAAUCAGCGGAAUAGGGUUACCACUUGCAAGAAUGGGGGCCUCUGGAGACGGCGACGGCAGUGAACAAGGUAUUGAGAGGCCACAAUCAUCACAUAAUCAUACCGACUCAAUCCAACCUAAUUUGCUGGAAUCAACCCAAAAUGACUUAUCGACUUUUGAAAUGGAUUCAUUCUUACAAUUUGAGAACUCAAUGGAUUUGGGCUACUUGUUAGGUUUACCUGGUGAUAAUUCCUUGUUAUUACCAAAUACCAAUCCGCCAUUCGGUAAUACAGGUACCAACACUCCCAAUUCAAAUUUGCUAGGAACAGGUGGGAAUGGACCACCGCUCAAUAAUCCGGGAAUCAACGGGAAUAAUGGGUUCAAUGCGGAAUUCGCUUAUGGAAUGAACGGGAUUGGAAGUUAUGGUUUAACAGGAAUGUGGUUUGGUGAUAAUGAUGAAUUAGGUGGAAAUGGACAAGAUGGCAAUCAAGGGCAAUGA